Messenger RNA from Sclerotinia trifoliorum, 1777 nucleotides. The record is from the annotation of a GenBank genome assembly. Lineage: Eukaryota; Fungi; Ascomycota; Leotiomycetes; Helotiales; Sclerotiniaceae.
AUGGAAACCCCAAAGAUGGUCCAGCGCAGCCAUCUCAGCAGCGCUGCUAAUCACUUUCUUAACAGUCCUGUUAAAUCUGUCAAUGAAUACGUCGAAGAUUGGUUUGACGCGUAUGAGCUCAGGGAAGCUUCUCCCGCGGCUCCUUGUCUUGGUCCCCGAGUCCCUCCUGCUCCUUCACAUCCUUAUCGUUGGGAUUUUGAUUGGAAGUCUGCCAAGUCGGCUAGAGUGGAACUUGAGGUACGUGGGAACGUUGAGCUAGCGGAGCUCCAGUGUCUCGACGAGCAAAUGUGUUGGUCCUCCCAAAUCCUUGCCCGCGAUGAUGUAGAUGAUAAAGUAAGUGAUAUCAGUAUCCAUCCACUCCUUUGACUUCAGGUUGCAACGGCAGAACAGAGGAAAUAAAGCAAUCAAGUAACCACAUCAGCUAAUAAAAUUUAGACGACGACAGACUUGUUGCCUCCGUCAAAUCGCUCACGACGCACAAAAAAGGAGAAAAUUGCCGCUGGAACUGAUUGUACAAACAGUCGAACGCCUCGCGAUCCUUCCCAACCAAAUCUUACAUCCGAUACCCGCGGAAAAAAUAGUCUAGCUCAUCGAACUCCACUUCCCUCAGGACCUACACCUCAAAAAUACAAGUGGCUUGUCCGCCGACUCUAUUGUAAUCGUCCUAUGUCCCAGCACAGUGGCUCAUUUAGUGAUUUGAAGCUGAAGCUGGAUAUUGCUCGGAACAUGACGGAAGACCAGCCCGGAAAAUUCUUGCGCCGUAGAAGAAGGACUAUCAAUAGGGAAGUAAAAUUAUCUUGUCCGCGCCUCCACCCUAUUACUGUAGGACAAAACCCCAGCAUGAUGGGCGGGGAGCUGCCAGACACAGGAGGGGGAAUCCGGAGGAUGAACGAGAUGAUCCGUGAGGGACCAGAUGGGCAGGGCUGGGGUACCGUGGCUGACUUGGAAGAGCGCAAAGACCGCAAGAACGAUCUUCAAUGUAAGAAAUCUAUAAAAAAUAAGGUCAGAGAACACCUGAGAAAAGCGGCUCGUUUGGCCCACAUCCGCAGGGCACGUAAGUCUUCUUACUGCGUUCGUACGAUGGAUCGAUAUUUCAAUCAAUUGAAGGAGGCCGCUGGAGCGGAUUUUUUGAAGAGGGGAAAGCAUUGUUUAAGUGCAAAGCCUUGGUAUAUGUUGUAUUAUCACAAGUAUGAAGUGGCUCCCGGUAAAGGAUUAACUGGAGCCAGUAGUGGUGUCAGAAAAAAGCGUCCGGGCUUCAAAUAUGAUCCCCACGGGGCGAGGAGCUCGUUGAGGAUGGUGACGAAUGUUGAUGGUAAUGUUGACGAAUAUGUGCACGCCAUUGAGACAGAUCUGCCGACUUUAAUCCAAUCGAUCGAUGAUGAGUUCAAUGAGUCGAGCGAGUCAACGGAGGAAGAGUCGAUUGAGUCAAGUGAGGAAGAAUCGGAAGAAGAUUGGUGAGAUGGAGACGAAGAUCGAAAGGAGGCUCCGACUUCUGCGAAAACACGACGAAUUGGUUUGAGGUGGAAAACUUUGGCGGAAUUCUUAACCCUCAAUUCUUCGCCAUCAAGAAGGAAUUGCCUCCGCUUCGUUCGCUAUGGUUUUCAUCGAACAUUGAACCAGUUCAUGAUCGAAUGAAGUUUUAUUUUUUCAUCGCCUUUGCUAAGUGGUUGCAAAAGCUGCUUUGGCCAAAGAAUUUUUUCGACAUGAACUUGCUUCGAUGAUCCAAGAUGCGUACUUUCCAGUGCUUCCUUUCAUGCACCCAUCGAACCUCAAAUAC